Molecule: messenger RNA, 342 nt
Organism: Striga asiatica
Lineage: Eukaryota; Viridiplantae; Streptophyta; Magnoliopsida; Lamiales; Orobanchaceae
Source: the annotation of a GenBank genome assembly
AUGGCCGUCGUUAGGGAAGUUGAGGAUGGCCUGGUGGCCCCGAAGGGCAUAGGCCGCCCGAUCAUAGGCUCGGGCGGCGGCCUCGGCAGUGUCGUAAGUUCCGAGCCAUAUGCGGGCCCCGUUUCGGUUGGGGUCUCGUAUCUCAGCCGCGUAUUUGCCCCACGGGCGGCGGCGGAUGCCGCGGUACUUCACCUCCCUUUGCUCCAGUGGGUCCAUAUAUAUUAUAUAACGCGCACAAGUGUGCAAAAGGGCAGCCACCGGCUGAAUACAAGACACAACCAACAGCUGAAAACGUGGGAGGACAGGUCCGAAGACCACCUAGAACCGACCCCAACGGGGUAA